AUAGAUUGAGACCUGAGGGUACAUAUCUGAAGUUACAAUCCCGAGAUGAAUUGCAUUCGAGGAACUUUAGCAAUAUGCGUAAUUGCUGUUAGCGCGCUUAGAUGGGCUAAUGCCGAGGGGACUGCCGCAGCAAGGGACCCAUUCCCGCCUUGCAGGGACGCAACAACGUGCACGUGUGAACCCGUCAUCAAUGUCACCCCACAACUAAUGGGUUAUUGCGAUUGUAAGAAUCUCACAAAUUGGCUAUCCAAUACGACAUCAGGACUUUCAGAGGCAGAAGAAAACAUUGCAGAAUUGGCCACAGAUGUAACCGAUCUAAAAGCUUCUGUUGAUGAGCUGAAGGGAGAUAGUCAUGAGCCAGACAGUAACGAUGAAUCUGACUUUGCGAACUACUACGAUGAGAUUGCACAGGCAACUUGUACAGCCAUGAAUACAGAAGGCGGAUGGACUUAUGCCGUACGUAUAGCAUGUUCAGGAUCUCGCACAUGUACCGCCAUAUGUUCGGAUGCACAGCUGAGGGCCCAAGACGUUUAUGUAGCUGACAAAAUAAUGACGUGCUUCAAUUCUCUCCAUGUUUACUGGGACCGACCAAAGUUUGCUCAUGGAGAGGCUGGAUAUGAAAAAUUGGGAUUGAAAAUUUACAGAUACAACAAUUGUGGGGGUGGCUAUUGUGGGCCCAAUUAUUGCUGUUGUAGAUCGAUAUAAGGGAAGACAAGCUGAAUAAAUCGGGAACUAGGAAAGUGUCUAAAAUAUAACACAAUGAAGAGGAUCAUAUGCCUUGGAAGGAAGCACCCAAAAAGCAAAACGCUUGCAUUCAUCAAUAUUGGUGCUAGAAAUCCAAUGUAAAUAUAAACUUACAAAGGUUGUUUGAAAGUGUCUAAAAUAUUACACAAUGAAGAGGAUCAUAAUAUGCCUUGGAAAGAAGCACUCAAAAAGCAAAACGCUUGCAUUCAUCAACAUUCGUUCUAGAAAUUCAAUGUA
This is a messenger RNA of Owenia fusiformis, 981 nucleotides long. Lineage: Eukaryota; Metazoa; Annelida; Polychaeta; Sabellida; Oweniidae. The record is from the annotation of a GenBank genome assembly.